AAGUAGAAAAGAGAAAUUGUGAUAUAAGUAAAUCUCAUAAUGAAUUAAACUAACGUGAUUAAUCUGUUCUAAACCUAAGCUCAAUGCGCAAAUUAACCUGUUUUGUAGGAUAGGGUUUGGUCGUCUUGUUUAAUAUAAAUAUGACCAUCCAUGUCACAGAAGGUGAAAUAUUUAAAAGCCAAUGUAGUAUUGCAAUUCAACCCUUCACCAUUAAGGUUACCAUUAACAGCCUCCAUUACCAGUUUUACUCAAGUUUUAUGCAUGAGUCACAUUUGUCUUUUACUUUCUUGAUUUGCUAUUAAAGAAAUCUCAUUUCUAGGAAAGAUAUAUGUUUGUAUUGUUAUCGUUGUCUAAUGUCAUCUUUAUAAUGGUUGUUAUAAGUUUUGAUGUUAGUCUUAAGUACCAAAUUUUGGAUUUUUGGACCUAGUCUGCAGUAUAUAUAUCUAUCAGAUAAAUAAUUAAAUUGUAUGUAAUAGACUAGCAUACACAUUGGCUGAUUUAAAAAUUGCUUGAAUGCAUAAUAAACUACUAGUAUGUUGCUGGAAGCAUGAAUUGGUCCAUUAAGUGUCACAUGGAGUUGUAAUAGUGGGUUAAGUAUACAUGCAUCUAUAGAUGUCCCUUAGCAGGUGUUUGAGGUGUAAAGAUCAAAAGAAUGAUAAUAGAACAUAGUAGCUGGGGAUUUCAUGAAUAAACUUGUGUGUUCUUUUGUAUAGUUCUGAAUAAUUAUUUGAAAAAUAAUGAUAUACUGUUUUUAAAAAUGAUUUUAAAGAGUUACUGCUGUCAGUGGGUGAACUUAGAUUUUCUUUUGUCAUGACUUUGCGCUUUCAUGUAAACUUAAUUUCUAAGUCCCAAUAAGUUCCAUAAAUCAUAUAUUUAUAUUCAUUAUAUGGAUUGGUUCUAUGAUAUUUUUCUUGGUAUUUUUCCUCCAAAUGUUUUAGUGCUGCCUCUAUGCUUUCAAAAUUUUCUCUUUUUGUACAAGGUUGGUUCUUGUUCAUUAAUUCACUAGGUUGGGUUUUUGAGAAUCUGAAGUAGACAUUGGACUGAGAUUAAUCUUGUUUGUUCUCUGCCUUAGAAAACAUAACCAGUAAAAAAUAUGCUGAAUUCAGACGAACUCACACUUGAAGAAACCAAGCAUACACUUUUUAAGUCAAUUUGGGACUUAUAAUAGAUUUUGUUCUAAAAGUUGUCAAAAGUGAAAUUCAAGUCUAAAUUUCAAAAGCAAAUUUACAGCAAACAAAUUAUGUUGGUGGAUUUGGCUAUAUUUGAGGUUUAGAUCUUUUUGAUG
Molecule: messenger RNA, 1285 nt
Organism: Rubroshorea leprosula
Lineage: Eukaryota; Viridiplantae; Streptophyta; Magnoliopsida; Malvales; Dipterocarpaceae
Source: the annotation of a GenBank genome assembly